Molecule: messenger RNA, 1549 nt
Organism: Yamadazyma tenuis ATCC 10573
Lineage: Eukaryota; Fungi; Ascomycota; Pichiomycetes; Serinales; Debaryomycetaceae
Gene: SIA1
Cellular component (GO): cytoplasm
Molecular function (GO): phosphoprotein phosphatase activity
Source: RefSeq, a predicted model, not a curated record
AAACAACUCCGUGAUGCGAUCUCGACGGUACUUGGAAAUGACAGUACUUCUCAUGCUCCUACUAAUGGUAGCCAAACUCUUAACCAUGCCUCCACCCGUUAACCGCCUCCAGCGGCCGGAGAUGGAGAUUCUAAAUGACAACAAGGUGGUGACAGCGGUGGUGGUAGCCCGCCAAUCUCGACUUUUUCUGUCUGCCGCUUCCAUUGGGCCCUUGGUGCCGGGCGAGGGAGAGACGGUGGAGUCGCUCUGGUUCCAUUCAUCACUCAUGUUCAACUAUUACCUCGUGUACAAACACAAACUGAUAGAUGUUUUACAGGACCACGACGAGGUGGUGAUCGACUUCAAUAAAGGUCUUGCCAUCCGUGACACGAUGCUGGUGGACCUCGGGUUCGGCUUGUGGUACAAUACCAUCUCCCCGGCUCAGCUACAAGAUGACAUCCCCGUGGUGCGCGCCAUUGACGUGUUAUACGGCCUCCAGACCCAGCUCCAAGACGAGCGCCCGCACUGGCGCCAUGUGCCGUUGAAUCUUGAUAAUUUGCAUUUCUUCAAGAUUUCUGCCCAAGAGGCCGCCCAGUACAUGCCCGAGCUCAAGCGUAUCCAUAACAUGAAGCAGGGUGUGCUCAAGGCCUCCGCUCACCGCUUUAAAAUGUUUCAGGUUAGUGACCUCCACUUUGCCAACGGCUACGUCGACUCCGACACCGACAAAUUAAUCUCUGCCGGCGUGGCCAAGGAAUCUCCCGACCUCAUUAUUAUCAACGGAGACUUGGUGGAGUUCCAGCUGAUAUCACGGCACCAAUUGACGGGAGUUCUCCUUAGUGCCCUAAAUGUGUUUAUACGGCAAAAGGUGCCGUUCGUGGUGAAUUGGGGCGAGAGCGACUACCUCUCUCCCGACAUGGUACGCUCGCUCGAGUUUGUCGCGAGCUUGCCGUACUGCAUCAACACCAUUGACACCACCCGCAAGAUUCACGGUUGGACCAACUACAACUACAAGAUCUACGCCGAUGAAGAGGUGUUGGGGGUGGUGCUGGUACUCGACUCCCACCAGAAUAAUAUUAAAAACAACCAGAUCAACUCGAUGUACCGAUUCAACACCCCCGAUCUUCCUAUCGAUACAUUCAAGUUGGCGUUUGUGCACUAUCCGCUUCCCAACUUCCGCCCCGUGGGGAAGUUUGCCAUCGUGGGAGACUACAACGAGAAGGGCCCGUUGAACACAUCAACGGACCAGACGUUUAUCAAUGAUUUUUUAAUGAUGGGCUACAACGUGAUUCUGGCGAGCCACGAGCACACAAACGACGGGUGUAUUUUCCACCAGGACGAUAGUGAUAAGGUGCUUAGGCUGGUGUGGCUUUGUUAUAGUUCGGUGGCAGGGCUGCAGGCGACGGCUCCGGAUGGAUUUGACCGCCGGUUGCGGGUUUUUGAGAUCAAAAAUAAGCGGUUACUUAGUUGGAAGAUAGUGGACGGAAAGGGGUUCCACUAUCUGGUGAUUAAGCAGUUUUAGGUUAGUUUGUUUUAGGUUUGGACAAAACUGUAGGUAAUACAUUUUUUGGGA